CCCCUUCCCGCUGGCCGGCUCGGAGGCCGUUUCGGUGGGGCUCCCGGGACUCCAGGGAAUGGUGAGGAGUUUUUGCCAAGAUGGAUCCUCUCCUGGAGUGGGUGGAGAAAGACCUGUGCAUUGACCGCAGCCAGCUGCUGCCCAGGAGCUCCCACGUCGUGGCUCUGGUGCCCGUAAAGUGGCUGGCAAGCCUAAAGGAGCGAGGGGUGCUGCCUGUUCUGUGCCCACAUCCCGAAGGCCUCAGCGAGAUGGAAGUUCACACAUGUCUCCAGCACUCGGUUCAGAAGCUGCCCACGGGCUGGACCCGAGUGGAAGUCCAUGGGCUGCGGAAAAACCAGCUGCGCUAUCAGCUGACUGCAAACCCCAACGGGCCGAGAGAGGCUGCGGGGGGUCCAGAAACGCUGCAUGAGUUCAUGCACAAGGUGGCUUCCCAGAACUGUAAGAAUGUAUGGAAGCAAGCCCACCGCUCAUACGUCCAGCGCUACCACCCUGCCCCGGCUCCGGCCUCUGUUUCGGCCCUGGAGGGGCUCCGGGCUGCCCUCCAGAGGCUCUACUGCUGCCCGUUUGUCCAUGUGGGGAGGCCCCCCUCCUGCUCCUCUCCGGUGAAAGAGGAGGACUCCUCUGGCAGUGCCCUCCCACUCUUCACCAGCGUGCUGCCGGCCGAGGCCGUGCUGGAGUCCUCGGAGAUGCUCUAUGUCGUCUUCCCGUACGUCUGGUACUCGCUGCGCGACCUGGUCACCUUCAGCCCAGCCAAGCUGAUGAACAGCCACGCCAAGCUGCUCUUCAUCCUUUUCCAGGUCCUGCUGGCCAUGCAGGCCUGCCACGAGGCAGGGCUGGCAUGUGGCGUCUUCUCGUUGGAGGAUGUAUCAGUGGACGAGAAGCUGUGUGCCCGGCUCAGGGUUCCGCUUCGAGGGUACGAGCAGCUGGCUCAGGAGGAGCAGCAGCUGGGUCAGGGAGGAGCUGGGGCAGCAACCUCCAGCGAUCCUGGCCAGGACCCCGCGGAGGACCGUGCUGCUUCCGUGGCUGCAGAAGGGUCGCUGGCCUCGUGGGGCCUCGGGGGCCUGGUGCUGGACUGGGUGCACGGCCGCCUCAGCAACCUUGACUACCUCAUGCACCUGAACCGUUUGGCUGGGCGGCGCCUGGGGGACCCCAACUAUCACCCUGUGCUGCCCUGGGUCAUGGACUUCACCUCCCGAGGCGGCCAGUUCCGGGACCUGCGGAAGUCCAAGUUCCGCCUCAACAAGGGGGACAAGCAGCUGGACUUCACCUACGAGAUGACCAAGCAAGCCUUUGUGGCGGGGAGCGGCCUCAGUGGGGAGCAGCCUCACGUGCCCCAUCACAUCUCGGACGUCCUCUCGGACAUCACAUAUUACGUCUACACGGCCCGGCGGACUCCCAAGGCCGUGCUCUGCUCCCAUGUCCGGUCCCAGUGGGAGCCCAACGAAUACCCAGCCAACCUGGAGCGCAUGCAGGGCUGGACUCCAGAUGAGUGCAUCCCUGAAUUCUACUUGGACCCCACUAUCUUCAAGUCCAUCCACCCUGACAUGCCGGAUCUGGAGGUGCCGGCCUGGUAUGGCUCCUGCGAGGAGUUUGUUGUCGCCCACCGUGCCCUGCUGGAGAGCCCAGAGGUGUCUCGGGACCUGCACCACUGGAUUGACCUCACCUUUGGCUAUAAGCUGCUGGGCAAAGAGGCAGUCAAGGAGAAGAACGUCUGCCUUCACCUGGUGGAUAACCACACCCACCUCACUAGCUACGGGGUGGUGCAGCUCUUUGACCAGCCCCACCCCCGGCGGCUGGUGGGAGCUGCCCUUCUGCCUGCUGAGGCACCUCUCUUUGCCCGUCCUCUCAUCCCUGCCGUCCAGGAAACACGCGUGCUGGAAAACCCCAAGGGCGGUCAGACGGCUGGUGGGCUUGUCGUAGGCGCAGCUACCUGCGAGGACAGACUGGGGCUGAGCGGGGAAGAGGAGGUGGAGCAGGGCGCAGAGGCCCUGGAGUCUGUCCCGGCCACUUGCCGAGGCCCAGAACUGCCUGGCCCCUCCGCCCAGGUUCCUGGCUUUCCUGCAGACAGCAAGCAGCUCAUCUGGAAGACCAGGGCCCCUGCAUCCAUCCUCCAGGCGGAGGGGGCAGAGGCAAAGAUUGUCCUCCCCGAGGGCUACAAGCUGCUUCAGGCCUUGGAGGAGCUAGAGAAGCUGGACGCGUUCUUGCUGAAGGCCUUGCACGGCACGGUGGGCCGCCUGGAGCAGCCCCCAUCACGGCUCCCGGUUGCGCUCUCCGACCUUUUCCAAAGGGACAUGCAGGUGCUGGGGACCCUGGUGGGUGAGAUCAUCUUUGCUGCCAAGCUGCGCACCUCCAAGCCAUCGACACCGCUGCAGGAGCGCUUUCAGGCCGUCCGGGAGCUCUGCCACUUUCACCCCAAGGAGGUCCCCCCUCCGCUCCAGCAUCUGCUGGAAGUGCUGCUGCGGCUGAAGGUCCCCAACGCUCAGCUUCUGACGGAUGCUCAGGGCAGCUCGGGGAGCAGGGCGCCCCAGCUCUUUGCCUACGAGCCUGUCUGGCACGGCCUCCCUCCUCCGUGCCCGUCACAGCUGCUGAGCCCUUUCAGCGGGGUCCUGCCCUUCCCAGCCUACUUCCCCCCGCUCCACGGGUUCAUCCUCACCUGCCUGGCCCAGGAGGCCGGGGAUGAGGGGCAGGGCCGGGACUUGGUGUUCCAGCUGUGGCAGCAGUUGGGCAGAGUUCUGAGCGGCAUCUCCCCCGAAGGCCUGGAAAUCCUGCUGCCCUUCAUCCUGGCCCUGCUGUCGGAGCAGAGGACGGCUGUCCACGCGGCCUGGUACCUCUUCGAGCCUAUUGCCAAGGCCUUGGGCCCCAAGAACGCCAACAAGUACCUGCUGAAGCUCUUGAUUGGGGCCUACGAGAGCCCCCGUGGCCUGCAUGGCCGCUUCUACCUCUACACAGACUGCUUUGUGGCCCAGCUGAUGGCUCGGCUGGGGCUGCAGCCCUUCCUUGCUCACCUGCUGCCCCACAUCCUGCAGGUGCUGGGGGGCGCAGAGGGCUCUUCCCAAGAGGAGAGCAAGGCCCUGCUGCUGGGCGUGGCGGAGGAUGAUGAUGGUGACGGGAGCGGCAGGAGCAGCCCGGAGCCUUGCUCUUUCAGGGAGGAGGCCAAGGGGGACGCUGGCCUGGAGCUGGUGAAUUACAUGUCUGGUGUCAGCCUGCAUGACCAGGCGUACCUGCCGGAGAGCGAGGAGCUUCAGAACGGCCUUUACUUGGCCGAGGCCCUCAGCCUGGGCCAGUUGGGGGACAAGAGUGCUGCUGGCAAGGGGUUGCUGGGGGAGGACCCAAGGGACAAAGCCAGCCUCCAGUGCCUGGGCAGCAGCCAAGACCUGAAACACAGCGAGGAGGAAGAGGAGGAGGCGGUGGAGGAGGAGGUGGAGGAGGAGGAGGACAGGGAAGGAGGCCGCAAGGAGGCCGCAUCGGUCACGGAAGAGCUGGUCCUCCCCACCCCUGCUAGCAGCUCUGUGGAGGCUGGCCUGGCUGAGGAAGACGGGGAGGCAGAGUCUGGGGAGGGCCGGCAGGAUCUGCUGGGCCAGGAUGUUGACAAAGAGCAGAGUAUCCUGCUAGACACAGCCUGCAAGACAGUGCGGUGGCUCUCAGUCAAGCUGGGCCCCACCACAGCCUGCCGGUAUGUCGCCAGGAACCUGCUCCGGCUGCUGGCCUCCUGCUACCUCGGUGCAAGCCAGCAACAGUUCGUGGCUGGAGCCGAAGAGGGCGGUCCCCUGAACGCUGGAAACAUAGACCGAAGGCGGCCCGUGGCAGGUGACGUCGUAUCUGAGCCGGUGCUCGCUUGCCUGGUCCACAUAGCGCACCUCUAUGGGGAGCCUGUCCUCACCUACCUUUACCUGCCCUACAUCAGUUACCUGGUCACUCCUGGUGGCGGGGCGGCGGCUGGACGAUUGAACAGCCGCAAGGAAGCUGGGCUGUUGGCAGCCGUGACGCUCGCCCAGAAGAUCGUGGUCCAUCUGUCGGACAGCACCCUCAUGGACAUCCUGCCCAAGAUCAGCCAGGAGGUCCUGCUUCCCCUUCUUGGCUUUCUCACGUCACCCGCCAUCAGUUUCCCCAGUGGGGUCCAGGGCCGGAUCGCCUUAUGCCUCAAAACCAUCAGCUUCACGGUGCUGGUUUGUUUGCGGAUCGGACCCGAGAUGGCGCAGCAGCACCUGCGCGACACUCUCCGGAGGUUCUUCGAAACCUUCUCCUUGCUGCCGUUGGAAUCGGCCCGGUUGCUGUCUUCAGACUCCUCUGUUCUUCUGGAGCUCCAGAAGGUUUUCAGUCCAGAGAUGGCCUACGUUGCCUUCGUGCCCUUCUCUCACGUGUUAGGUGAUGCCAUUCACACGAUUGUCCCAAAUCACGCCUUGAUUGGGCAACUGGCCAGCAUGUACCUGGACCACACGGAUCCCAGGAGCCCCUUGUCUGAAAGGCGGGCAGCCGCCGGGCUGGGCCGGGCCUUCUCAGACCAAGAGACCGUGGGCGGGGAGCCCUUCUCCAGCCUGCCUGAGGACACAAACUCCGGCACCUUUGGGAGCGUGCUGGUCGGCAACCGCAUCCAGGUCCCCUCCGAAGCCCAGCAGGAGUUCUCAAGCAGGCCCAGUGGUGGCCUGUGCCCCAAGGUGGGGGGGCAGGAGGAGGAGACACCGAAGCAGGAACUGCGGCGCAGCGCCCACCUCCUCUGUGGCAACUGGCUGGCUUACUGGCAGUACGAGAUCGGGGUCAGCCAGCAUGAUGCCCGCUUCCACUUCCACCAGAUCAAACUGCAGAGCUUUGUGGGCCACGGGGGUGCCAUCAAGUGCGUGGCCCCUCUGGGUGGAGAGGACCUCUUCCUGAGCGGCAGCAAGGACAAGACCGUGCGCCUCUGGCCCCUUUAUAACCGGGGGGAUGGCACCCAUGAGACCAGGGCCCGGCUGACCUAUGACCGGCACAAGAAGUCUGUCUUCUAUGUUGGUGUGCUGGAGGCCCCUCAGCACGUGGUCAGCUGCGAUGGCACCAUCCACAUCUGGGACGCCCCCACCGGCAAAGCGGUUCGCGCCUUCGAGGCGCUGGACUCCAAGGCGCCUGUCACGGCCCUGAGCAUCAUGCCUCCUCCGUAUGCCAGUGUCUGCGUUGCCAGCGCGGACUCGGCGCUUCGCUUCAUUGACCACCGGAAGCCAGGCUGGCAGCAGGAAUUCCGACUGGCCAGCGGACCGAACGCCGGACUCAUCCGCUGCCUGGCUGUCAGUCCUAGUGGGCGUAGUGUAGCGGCCGGCUUCUCCUCUGGCUUCAUGGUCCUUCUGGACACCAGAACGGGCCUGAUUCUGAGAGCGUGGUCAGCACACGAGGGAGACAUCUUGCAGGUCAAGGCCACAGAGGGCAACAUGCUGGUCAGCUCCUCCUCUGACCACUCUCUGACCAUCUGGAAAGACCUGGAGCAGAAGCCCCUGCAGGUGUACAAGUCGGCCUCGGAGCCUGUCCACACCUUUGACCUCUACGGCAAUGAGGUGGUGGCUGGCACUGUGGCCAACAAAAUCGGCGUCUAUGCAUUACAGGAGCUCUCGGCCCCCAGCAUCACCAAGCUGAGCUCGGAGAACUUCCGAGGGACCCUCACAAGCUUGGCUGUCCUUCCCACCAAAUGCCAUCUCCUGCUGGGGUCGGACAACGGCACUGUCCGGUUGCUGGCGUAGCCCCUGCUUCUGGAUGUGGAAGCGGGGCAGCUGGUGGCUGGCCGACAGUCGUGGGGACCAGAUGCCUUGGGGAUGCCUCCUUCCCCAGUCCGGCUGCUGGGCAGCCUGGGAAAAGCCAAGAUUCUCCCAUCACCUUAUGUGCCUGAUGCUCCGUGGGGACCGGACAGAAUCCCUCAGGACGCUCGGGGGGCCGCCCCCUUCUCCUUGUCUCCAUGCGGCAUUCUUCCUGCUCUAACUUGGGGGGUUGGCAGGAGUGUGGGGGAAGGAGGAACAGCAGCAGGUCACCCAGAUCCCACAGCUUUUGGGGGGUGGCACAGGAGCGUCACGCUGUGCUGCUCCCUCCAGACCCUUCCAACUGCUGAUCUCACCUCUUGGGGAAGGGGCUCCUGGGCAGCAAGGAGCUUUUGCCCCCCUUCCCGGCUCUUCCCGUUGUUGGCCUAGAGUUGGAAGCAGACACACCUGCCCUUUGCUGAGCCACGGAGCCCUCUCUCUGCCAAGGGUGUGCCCUGGUCUUCCCCCAGCGGGGGGCCAGAAACUGCCUCGCCUGGACAGUAUCUGAGCCUUUGGUCUGAGGGGGUGCUGGCUCCACCGUGGAGGUGUGAUGGAAACGCCCUGGGGCUGGAGUGGGGGCGGGUCCGUUGAGCCUUGCCCUCCCACGUGGGGAGGGGCCUCUCCGGAGCAGGGCCGGUCCGGCUCUGUAAGCACUUUGCAUCCGUUCCCUGGGACCAGCGGGCGGGAGCAAGUUCUCGUGGCUGAUGGAACGGAUUGCAGUAGAUAAAUACAAACAUCCUGCGCAA
Molecule: messenger RNA, 6499 nt
Organism: Candoia aspera
Lineage: Eukaryota; Metazoa; Chordata; Lepidosauria; Squamata; Candoiidae
Gene: WDR81
Product: WD repeat domain 81
Exons: 11
Coding region: 81-5702 (1873 amino acids)
Biological process (GO): aggrephagy
Cellular component (GO): mitochondrion
Molecular function (GO): protein binding; phosphatidylinositol 3-kinase regulator activity
Source: RefSeq, a predicted model, not a curated record